ACACACACACACAUUUGCUCACACAAACCACACAAACUUUAAGCCUUGUGAAGCUGCCCAGGUGGUGUGUAGGAAAUUUUGGUAGAGAAAGAAAUAGUUUGAAAGUUGGUUUCUGACAAGAGGAAAGAAAAGGCUGCAACACUAAAGGAAGACUCAAAGUGUUAAAAGGACGCUCAAAAUGUAGUAUUGUGGCAGGUCGGGGUAAGUUAUAUUUUCUUCUGUUUUCUCUUUGGUUUUGGAACGCAGUGAAAAUGCACUGUGGGGAGUUUUUCUGUUGUUUUUAAGAAAUGAAAUAAUACUCCAAGCUCCCUCCUAGGAUGACUUCCUCCUGCGACUUUGCUCUGUUUUUGUGGGUGUUCUACAGAGAGGCGCUUUCUCCUAGAGCCCUGUCAUCAUAGACCCAGAGGCCCUCAAAUUCUGAGUGGCCAGGGUUUGGAGAGCCGCUUUCGGGUCGCAGAGGCAACAAGUCGUGGACUCUCUAGCCCCAGGCAAGCGCCGCACCGCGCCGCAGCUGAGCCUGUGGCUCGCCUGACUCAGGAAUGAAUUUUGCACGUGUAAACUACUUGCCUGUGGAUGCGCACAGCUGCGACUCUGGGGUUUAUCAAGGGAAAAAAACUAUUCCUUUAAAUGGACGAUUUGCAAAAACUCAGCCAUUGGUUCUUGCCAAAUGACUAUUGAUGCAGAGUAAACCCUACCGGUUGGUGCGUGCGCACGUUUGUUUAACCCUAAAAAUAUUCCACUUCCGAGUUGCUCAAGUUGACAUCCACUUGAAAUCAUUUGUAUUUUUUUUUAGGGGCUGGAAAAAUAACUGGCAUUAUCUGUGGGAGACGGUGUAGAUAUAUUGGUGGGGGAGGCAUAUUUCACUGGAAAGUGAUGCCCUGUAUUCGCUGAACGUAGGGAAGUGUCCCAAAGAAACGCGGCUCCCAGUGCGCGCGCAUACCACAUUUCCACAAACGUGUGUUACAAAUGCACUUUCCUGCCACUAACCUGCAGCUUUGAGAUUCGAUUCUGAGGUUUAAAUAAUAUUGUUUUUCUGCAUGGCAUGGAUAUUCAGACGCCAGCAAUGAGCAAUCCUUCAUUUGAGUACCUGCAAGCGUCUGCAGCAAGCUAGAUUUUAUUUAUUAUUAUUAGCUUUCUGCUACCAGAAACGUGGAAUAAACAUGUGCUGCCCCAGAAAUUGGGCGGAGCUGAUCCAGAUGUUGGCAAACACGUCUUUACCAGUUGUAUUUCUGAGGAAGCCCAGAGAAAUGGAUCAGAGAGCCGAAGAGAAAUUGACAAGGGAGCUGAUCAGAGGCGAUUUUGUUCAUUAGCAGGAGCGACUCCUGCUUUGGGUCUGGCGGGGGCGAGCAUAUAAAAUGCAACUUUUGCCCCAUUGGUUCGCUAGGUGAAUUAGCACAUACUGGGACUGAACAGUCCUUGACCUUUGCCUUUAUGUUUGCGCAAAUGUUUGCCUAAAACACAAUCGGUCUUGACAAGAGAGCAUGCUACCGUGUGACACUGCCUAUUCACCAGAUAGAUGUUCCCUGCCACACACGACCCAGAGCAGCCUUUUAAAUAGCUUAGGUAUUUGCACAAACUGUAUAAAUUAAUGUCGGAUGAUUGCUAGUUGCUGGUUAAAUAGGAGAGAGAUGAUUUAGAUGAGGAAUACAUGUAUCUCUCUGGCAUUUUUUUUCUUGCCAAAAAAGUCGGUAAGAUAACUGAUAGCGAAGGAAAGUUUAUGUUUGUGGGAGUCAAAAGGUUCUUGUUUGAUCAAAGGGCACAUGAAUGUAGUUUUCUUACAAAUGGCUUUUCCACAAAGAUGGGGAGUGGAUGAAGGAAGAGGAGAGAUGGAGAGUGGAGAAAGCUGUGAGAAACUAAUAAUUAGGAUAACUGGUAAUGGGGAGGUUUAGAAUAUGAUUCUGGAGGAUUUAUUGUUCCUAAAGGAGCCAUGGCCAGCCAGCAGCCUCUCAGUGCUCUGGAAACCCCAUGAAACUUGGGGGGAAGUUAUCCCGAUUACUGAGCUUUAUGGCUUUGAACUCUUCCUUCAGUAAAACCAAAUACUUUAGCAGGAGGAGAAAAGCACCUUUUAGAAUCUAAAAUUGGUUUAAGUCUUUUAAACCUCUCACUAUAGAUGUGAAAUUAUUUAGAUAACUGGGCUGCCUUUUCCCGAACUUUGACAUAGGAGCAAAAUGAACUUUCCUUAACUGUGGUUUCUAGCUGAGAUCAGAAUUUUCCACAUUCCUUUCAUUAUCUGCAACAUGGUAAAACCUCACCAAUUUCCAUGGCUCAAUUCUGUUGGCAGGACUACCAAGACAGGGAGAGCAAAUUAAGAAAAAUGAGGAUAUUUUCAAUAUUCUUUCAGGGAGGUUCAUUCCCUUGAAAGAGAGGAGUAUUUACUUCUUUCAGUCCAAGGGAUGCAGUAGACGAGGGUAGCACCAACUCAUGCCACAGUCUGGGAAUGCAGAUUUGAAUGUCUGAAAGCCACUGUGAUUUCUCCAAACAUUUGCAAGGUAUUUUUCAGAUUUCCAUGAACUGUAUUCAGGUGGAGAAGAGGGAGGGUUCACCAGUUCUCCCUUGGAAAUCCUUUCUCUUGAUCCCUGGGCAAAAUUUGCCUUCUCUCUGUUGGGCUAUGGAGACUUUCAGGGUAGGAGAAAGUUUGUUUAAAAGCCAUGUUCCACAUUGACUUUAGGUACAGCACAAAAGUAGCAGAAAGGUAAAAACAUCAAUCUUAGAAUGAAAAAAAUAAUACGUUUAUGAACAAGCACCUAGAAUAAAAUUAAGGGGACUCUCUCCAUUUUUCAAUAAUCUCCAUAAUAAUUUCUUAACUAACAGAAAUAAUUUGUUAAGUUAUUCUUAUUUCUUACUUACUUAACAAUGUAAUAAGUAUGAACUACUUCAAAACACUUUUUUAAGGUAGAUGCAAAACGUCUACCUUAAAUGUCUGUGCAUUUUGGCUUUAGGUUCAGCAAUAUGGGCAACUAAAUAUACAUAAAAAUCAUAUUUCAAUUCUCAGAGGGUAUUUGUCCGUUUUAUUAAGUGUAUGCACAACUGCUUUUUCAAAGUUGUUUUAUUUUAAAAUAAAAUGAUUCUAAAUGUUCUCUUCUCUUUGCUAUGUACCACAUCCUACAAUCUUCAGAAAAUUUAGGAAUUAAAGACAUAGAAAGGCAAAUAUUAGGGUUCUAUUCUCUGGGAUAUCCUACAGUGACAUAGUGUAGGCAAGGCAGCAAUAUGUUUCUAGCCUUUUCUUCCCUGUACCUGGGGUUGUGAUGGGUUAAGUUUAUUCAGGGUUAUGAGUAAAUUGGGACCUAGAAUCUACAAUCCAUGAUGAUGAAUACAAGGGACUUAGAUUUAAAUCUAGUUGUUACAAAAAUCAGCUUAGGAAUUCAAUAAAUUUCCAAAUUUGCACAAUUUGAAACAGAAACAUUUUUAAAAAUCAUUAGAAAAAAAUCUGCAUAUUAUAUAAAACGUAUCUCACAUAUAUUCUAUCCAUCAAAAAUUCAAGUACUUACUCCAUUCAUUUAAUUAUAGUAACUACAAUUGAAGAUAAAAGUUGGUUAGUUCCAUUUUUUGCUGACAGACAUCUAUUAAUAGAGUUUGUGCAUAUUUUUGGCCAGAGCUAAAAAUACCAUUAAAUGUUUAUAUUGUGAAAUCUGUCAAUGGUUUUACCUAGAAGUGUUCAAGAGAACAUAUAGUGACUUAUUGAUAUCAAUAAAGACACAGCACAAUUGCCAGAAGUGUUCUUAUUCAAACAAAUAACACAAAUUAAAUAAGGAAGAAAGGAGGAAAAAAUAUUUUUAUACUUUAUAAAAUAUAAGUAUAUUCAUAAUUGAAAAAUUAAGGUAAUUGAUUUAUUCUUAUAAGAGUUGAGUAUGUGACAGUUGUCUAUUGAAAAAUUGUUUGCAUAUAAAAUUAAUAUUUCUUAAAGGUAAAAUGAUUGCACUUACAAGACACCAUAACUGUAAAAUUUGUUAGAUGACUCUAGUACACAUUAACUUCUAUAUAAAUAAUAUUCUUACUGACUGGAUUAUAAAAUGACACCUACUAUAGUCUGUGAAGUUUUUACAUUUUUACUAUGCAUUGAAAUUAAAGUGAAGAAGUAAAGUCAGAUUAUAGGACUUGGAACUAUCCGAGAGAGCCAAGAGGAAGUACCCUGUUUGCAUUGUAUUUCUUCCAAGGUAGUUAUUUCCCCCUAAUAUAUGUAGAUGAGGCUUGUAUUGUUCUAAAAAUCCUCAACAAUUAUUUGCUAUUAAUUUAACUCCACUUUGUAAGUAAAAAUUUAGAGAUGCUUUGGAGUCAUGUGUAUUUAACUAGCAAGUACUGAACUUAAUUGGAAUAGCCCAGAGAUUCCACUUCCAGGUCCUUUGUCUGUGCCUAUGAGUAGGCAGGCCAUGCUAGAGUCGGGGUUCAGAGAACAGUCAUUCUCUGGUGGCUUUCUUGGUACAGAGAAAUACAGUUCUCAUCCCCCGUUUUGAUUCACAACUUCUGACCAAUAAAUUGUGCUCUGAUUUCCCAUGCCUAUUGCAUCUACCACCACCCUGCCCUAAUCACCUGCUCUUGACAAAGAGAGUGCAGAAGCUGAGGCAGUAUAGUUCAGGGACUGGAUUCCAGAGGGGCAUUUGGAAGAAGCCACACCAAGCUUUGGAAAGCAAGUGAGAUUUGUGAUCUUGAUGCUUAGAAAUCUUUCCUAUGGGCAGUCUUGGAAAAUCUGGGAUUUCGAGAAGUCUGGGCCCCCAUUUUAAUCUUCUUUGGUGUAAAAACUGUGAAUUCAGAGUUAAAGAAGGGGGAAGGAGCAUUGCAGCCUUUAGAGAGGGGUUCAGGGCCUGAAGACCUGAAAAGUUCCCACACUUCAUUCGCACCUGACAUUUCAGGAGCCCCUUAAUUUAGUCACAGAAGUUGAUGCCCACAGGGAGCGAGAAUUUGGCAGGUACCAGGUGCUUCAGCAGGACUCGGGCUCAUUCUCUGAUUUAGCUAAAGCUGUCUGGUGAGGGAACAAGGGGUCAUAAGUAUGCUGUUUGUUUGUUUGUUUGUUUGUUUUGUUUUUGUUUUUCAUUUGUUUUGUUUUGUUUUUAGCUCCUGACCCUCAUUCAUAUGUCAGAUCCCCAUUUCCCUUACCCUUCACUCCCUUUGUCAGUAGCUUGGAAGACUGUGGAGCCCUCUUGCUUUCUCCCACUCCACCCUCCUCUCACCUUCCCCCACCCUCUUUUACUGUCUCACACCACCUCACCUUUCCAUACUCCGUCAACCCUUCUUAAACCUCACCUUCUCACACUCAUAGCCCCUCAUAUUCUCUUCUACCCAUCUCCCCCUCUAAACCCCUACUACUCCUCAUCCUCCACUUCCACAGAAUCCCACAAAUCCCUCACAUCUACUUCAUCCUCCUCACUUCCCUCAGACAAUUUGCCACCUCCAAUCUCUUCAUCUCCACAGCCUACACUCUCACACAUUCUCUCAAAGCCCCCAGACUCUUCUUGCCCACUCACAAUUAGAACCUCACUCACUCUUUCACAUCAGUCACCUCCCCAUGCCUUCAUAUCCCACAAGGUGUCUCCAGGCAUCCCUUCCCCCCAACUCUUACACCCACCAUAUUCACAUCCUCUAUACCUUCCACACAUACUUCACCUUCAGACUCCUACUCCCAGUCAGGCACACAAGUCAUCUCCCCCUGCCUUUUCCUGGGUGGUAUCUGAACUCCUCAGUCUGUGUUGGAGAACCUUGCCUCAAGUGUCUUCCCCUCUGACUCUUCCUUCCAUAACUUUCUUCCCUACCAGAGUGUCAGCAUAUCCCUCUCUGGAGUUCUCUUUGGAGAAGAGCACAUGGCUAUCUCCCUUUCACUUUUUUCACUCACCAGGGCUCGUAGUCACAGCAAAGUGGGACUGGGAACCUAAACAGUUGUCCCCUAGAUCCAGUGCUGGGCUACGUGUGGAUGGGAAGCCAGGGCCGCUCAUUGGCUGCUCUGUUCUCAGCCCUCAGCUUCAGAGGGCUUGUCCUUGUCUUUCCUCCCAGAUUUGUUUUCAGUCUUCAGGGAUACAAACUCCUACAUUCAACAUUUCCAUUAGCAGGGUGAGUGGGUAGGAAAGAUUCUUUAAACUGGAGAUUCUCCAAUUUGAUCAAGGUUUAGAAUCACCCAAAGUUUGUUUAAAAACAAACAAAAUAAAACAUAACUAGAAAUUGCUUGGCCCCAUUUUAACAGUUUAUGUGAAUUUACAUUUCUAAUAAGUUCCCAGGUGAUGCUGGGACCACAUUUUGAGGCAAUUUGAGCAAUGUUCAGCAGGAGGAAGUGACUCUAUUUGUACAGUGAGAAGACACAGGGAGAUCCAUAGAACUCAGAGGUUCAAGAGGAGAAUGACACUCAGUGGAUAGAUGGGAACAGUUUCCUAAAAAUGUCCUAAAUGAGAAGGUACUUUGACAGUAGGUUUUAUUCUACAAGGUUAGGGCUUUUUCUAUGAGAGGAAGGGAGGAAGAAAGAAGACUGUGCCUAGGACAUCUCCUUUCCUAAGCUCUCGCUGACCAUUUAAAAUGAAGCUAAGAUGUUUAGAAUUUGUAGGGGACUGGGUCUUGAGUCACUGAAAGUGCUAGUCACUCUGUUUAGGUUUAUUGUUUUUGAGCCUCGGGAUCUGUGUGUGUGUGUGUGUGUGUGUGUGUGUGUGUGUGUGUGUAGGCUUGCUCUCUGCCUUUGCAUUUAAGUUUCAUUCAAAAUGGAUGGAACCACUCAGGCCCUACAGAAUCACCUUUUCUAGCCUAGGUAGUGGUUACUAUGGUUACUUCCUGUUUCCUUUCCAUGUGCCUAUGACCAGACCUCACAGAUAUCUCCCUUCAAUUCUCCCUGAGGGCUAAAAGGUGGCCCAGAAACUUUUGGCCAGUUAACAUUCUGCCUUAUCAAUUGUCUAGGGAGUAGUUUUCUAAAUUUAUUUGGAACUGCAAAGGUAAAUAAAUGAAGGAAAAAAUACAUAAGAGAGAAAAGGUCAAGUUCUUCAAACUGGAACUUUCUUGUGUGUGUGCGUGUGGAUAUGUCUAUGGUACAUUUAACCAGUAAGAGAACACAUACCAUAAGCAGUCAUGUUGCUAGACAAAAGUUUUCUUUGAUUUUGUAUUUGAAUUUACUUAACAACAUAAAUUUUAAAUACUAAUCCUGGUCACUUGGGCCAAGAACAUUUAUAUAUUUUUCUCCCAGCUGAUUUUAUCAACAGUUUUCAAUCUCAUUUUCUCAAGACUUUUAGGCCAAGGCAGAAUUUUCUAGCCUUCCUUUGGAGAUCAGGAUCCAGAGAUUAGAGUUCUGGGAUCUUGGCAAGGGUUUGUACUACUUUUUCCAUGAUGUUUGCAAAUCCCUAGCAACAAUUCUGCAUUCUAAUUUUUUUCCUCCUUUCUUUGUACAUCACAAAUAAUUACACUGUUCAAACAUGGCUUAGAAAAAAACACAGUUACAUUAACAUGUCUCUUCUACAAUUUUGUUUUAGAAAUGACUAGAAUUUUCUGGUAAUUCAUAGUUUUUCUCCUGGUUUAAAAACAAAAAUAUUUAAAUUUUAUCUUGCCAAAUGUCUAUCAUUUGUUAGCACAUUUUGCUUGCUGUCCUUCAGCCUCUGAAGUUUAUGGACAUUAUUAAAAUGUUUGGGGGAUCAUCAGCACACCAGUUCCUUGAGAAAAUGUUGGGAUAGGCUUUACACUAUACAAUCCAGUUGUUCAGAAUUGAAAGGUUUUCAAGUUGAGUUUGCUUUUCUUUCUCUUAC
Molecule: messenger RNA, 7703 nt
Organism: Homo sapiens (human)
Lineage: Eukaryota; Metazoa; Chordata; Mammalia; Primates; Hominidae
Product: leucine-rich repeat extensin-like protein 5
Exons: 2
Coding region: 5068-6051 (327 amino acids)
Source: RefSeq, a predicted model, not a curated record